AUGGAGACCCAACUCGAUCUUACCAAGCUAUCCGAGAACGACAAGAAGGAGCUCAACCAGGUCCUGAACAACGAAGCUCAGAAGGGCAACAUCCAACAGACCGUCCACCACCUGAACGAGGUCUGCUGGCAAAAGUGCAUCACCAGCAAGAUCACCUCCGGCACCCUCGACAAGUCUGAGGAGGCAUGCGCACAGAACUGCGUUGACCGGUGGAUGGACACAAGCUUGUCCAUCCUGCAGAAGCUGGAGAACAUGCGCGGCCACUAA
Messenger RNA from Penicillium antarcticum, 267 nucleotides. RefSeq names its product Tim10/DDP family zinc finger protein. Lineage: Eukaryota; Fungi; Ascomycota; Eurotiomycetes; Eurotiales; Aspergillaceae. The coding region runs from base 1 to 267 and encodes 88 amino acids. The record is from RefSeq and is a predicted model, not a curated record. The transcript has 2 exons.